This is a messenger RNA of Tyto alba (common barn owl), 3476 nucleotides long. It is a transcript of the gene SHISAL1, whose product is annotated as shisa like 1. The record is from RefSeq and is a predicted model, not a curated record. Lineage: Eukaryota; Metazoa; Chordata; Aves; Strigiformes; Tytonidae. The coding region runs from base 279 to 929 and encodes 216 amino acids. The transcript is spliced from 6 exons.
GGGAGCCGCGGGAGCCGCAGAGCGGGGAGAUGGAGAAAGAGGAGGCGGUGGCUCCUGAGCACCGGCGCCUCGUCCUCCGGUUCGUGGGCUGAAGCCCCGCACCCCGCUGCCUCAGGCCGGCGGUGCCGCUGCCCCGGGCACCGCUGCUGGCCCCGGGCCCGCGUCGGCGGCGAGUUUUCCUCGGGGGCUUCGCCGUGCAACUGUUGGGAAAAGUGGCCGUGCCCCGAGAGCGACUUUUCGCGCAAGGUAAUUCUCUAAUGGACCAAUGAAAGCCAACGAUGACAAGUUGUGGUCAACAGUCCUUGAAUGUGCUGAUGGUUCUGCUUCUAUUACUCUUGUCAGCAGUGUUGUCCGCACAUUUUCGGGUCUGCGAGCCAUAUACAGACUACAAAGGUCGCUACCACUUUGGUUUUCACUGCCCCCGUCUUUCUGACAAUAAAUCUUACAUCUUCUGCUGUCACCAUAACAACACAGUAUUUAAAUACUGCUGCAAUGAGACAGAAUUUCAGACUGUUAUGCAGAUGAACUUAACAGGGAACGCAGAUGGAUAUAUGCAUAACAACUACAGUGCACUGUUAGGAGUGUGGAUCUAUGGCUUUUUUGUGGUGAUCUUGCUGGUACUGGACCUUUUAUAUUACUCUUCAAUGAACUAUGAUAUUUGCAAAUUUUACCUGGCACGGUGGGGAAUCCAGGGAAAGUGGAUGACACAGGGACAGAGCCGAUGGAUUAACCCUGCUCAGGAUCCAAGCCAAGUACAGACACAGCCUCAGCCAGAGACACAGCCUCAAACUCAGCCACAGCCUCAGACAUCACAGACAGUACAUACGUUAAAAGGAGAUGCUUUAAGCCCACCCCUGAUGUCUUUUCAGAGUACAUCUGCCUGCAUUAAGCGGGGAAUGUAUGUUAGGAUCAGUAUGGAAACCAUCUGAGGGCUGUCCAAAGGCCUGUGUGGUCUGAAGGUCCUGGUGGAUGUACCUUCUGCAACCCAAACACCGUCACAGCCUGCAAGUGAAUGAGCAUAAACGGUUGUGGCUUGCCUCACGGUGGUUCCUCCAGGACACGGCUGAGGUACAUGAGCUGUGCCCUUCCACGCUCACUGGUCCAUGUAAGAAUCUGCAGUCUGGUUAGCCUGAGCAGGCUUUUAACAGCUGGAGGUCAAACAGCAACAAGCAGCAGGCAAACCAUUACUGCUGCUCAACGAAGUACACGCCAGGGAGGCAGUGGAGUGUUGUAAAUUGAGGAAUCAAAAUCCUGACUACUGAAAAAAACUUGUUCUCACAACCAUGGGAAUAUUGUUAAUUAAUAAUGACUUUACAAGGUCAGACUAACGAGGAGGAUCACAUAAGAGGAAGUGUGGGCCAGGGCAGCCUGGCAGAAUUUCUCCAGAUUCUCCAUGGCUGUGCUGUGUUCCAGAUGUGAGAUGGGAACAGAUGAAUAUGAUCUCUCCACCAGAGCAAGGCAAUGGUAAACUCCUCCCUGCCUCCAUCAGGGAUGAAAAUCACAGGGAAUACUCUCUUGAAGUCUAACUUUUGCUUCUCUGUUCCCUGCCUUUCUGCACGACAGCAUGCAGAGGCAAUGUCUGCUCUCUAUGUGAUCAUAUAUGUUAUUCUGCAUGGCUCAAGGUUUGGGAAACCUGCUGGUUGUCCAGAAUUGGGAAAAGUAUCAGCCCAGCAGGGUGGGCUCAUGCUUACUUCUUUUAUGUAGUUGAAUGGGUUAGACAAAGGCAAGUCUGUUUUACUUCCCCUUAUUAGAUGUUGGAAUCUGCUUUUGCUGUGAAUUCCUCUGAUUCACAUUGUCUUUCAGACAAGUAGAAUAGUUUUCAGCCUGCUGCUGUUCACCUGCUACUUGACACCUGUUCAAAUGACUACCAAAGCACUUAGAGAAAAAGAGAGAAAAAAGCCUAUAAAAAUAUUGGCAUAGUUUAGAAGCCAGCAGGUAACUGAGCAUGUCCACAGCAACUGUGCAAAAACCACAAGGAAUAAAUACUUCGCUGGUGGCUAAAAAGGCUAUGUGAAAAAAUUCCCUUUGAUACCAGAUUUUGAAACAGGAAACAGACUGUCACUGGAGCAAAAUACCUGCAUUCAGUAGGCCCUCUGCUGCAGUAAUUUCUAAGAGCUACACAUGAAGUCUUUCCUGUGUCACCUGUCUUGGGACACUGGUGCUGAAAUGGGUCAGCUGUGCAGUGCAAACAUGGCCAUAGUCCACCAAAAACAUUAAAUGUCUAGGGUGGUGGAAAGGAGUUGUGCAGAGGCUGCUCUUGAUACAAGAUAUUUACAGUAACAAAGUGAACAAAAUCUGCCUCCUUCCAUUUUAAGUAGUGUUUUGAAAAUAAGAAAGAUCUCAAAUUUACAUUUGUAAAACCUCUAGAUUAAACAGGAAUACGAUUAUACUAUUUUAAAGAUGCUAAAUUUUGCAUCAUAAGACAAAGCAUAUUUUAUUUACAGGCCCUAUCUAGUUUUUUAUAUUAUACUCAGUCUAAAUAUGGCAAACCAAAGCACCAGUAGGUUUUUUUUAAAAAGACAGAAAUAAAUAAAAUUGAAUACUCAUAGUGCUUUUAUGAAAGAAUUGUCUGGGAAUUUACAUCAUCUGGAGAGUCUGUCUGGUAGCAGACAUUAGGUAUGUCAGACAACAUCUACCAUUAUACGUAUGCCUCCAUUCCCUUCAAAAUACAAUGGGUUAGAAUAACAGAUAUUGUUGAAUGUAUUUUCUUCUAAAUAUUCUUGUCUAUUUGCUAGGAAAUACAUAACUGUAAAAUAGAAAUUGCUUAAAAACAAAAGCACAACUAAGGAAAUAAUUUUCUGCUCCUAGAAGAGCCUGAUGCCUAAACUUGUUUUGCAAUGCAUAUCCCUUCUCCGGCCUCACCUCCUAUUUGAUGUCAGGGCAGGAGCCCAACAGCACAGACAGUAGGCUUGGAACCAAACAUCUCAAAAUCUGCAAUGCUCCAAGUCAUGUUUACUUGUCUCAGUACUACAAUCAUGCAAAUAAAUGGAAAGAUUUAGUUUUAAUUUUUGUCAUUUGCAUUUCAAUAAUUCAAGAUACAUAAGUUACUGAGUGCUUGCUUUCUUCCUUGUAAUUAGAAAUUCACUAUUAGCAGUUAUUAGUGAAGUUAAGCCAAUGUGCAAGGUUUCUGUCCACCUCAAUCUGAAUAUAGGCAAUCUUUGUAUAUAUUGAUAGACACUGCAUCUUGUGUUGAUACACAUGUAAUACAUAUUGUUCAUUUCAUGCCUUAUUCUCCUUUUUCUUUUGCUCUGUAAAUCAUAGACCCCAUAUUGCAAUAUUUCUCUACAUUCUUGUUAACUGCAGAUUCAUUGGAUUUGAUUGAUAUUCCCUAUUUUAGCUGUUCCUCGGACUUUCCAUCAAAUUGGGACUAUCACAUUCAUCAGCUUCAGGAAAGUCUUUCUUCUAAAUGGACCAUAUAGUUGAAGUGAUUUAACUUAGAUGUGGUAACAAACUGUCAGAAAAUAGCAAUUAGAACA